AUGGGCAACACAUCGAGUCUGAAGAGCCAUAUGUCAAACGCCGAGAGGAGUGGAGUGUUUCAGUUGACCAAAACAAGUCUCACUGAAUUCCCCACCGAUUUGUCGCGUUUGGCCGCAAACCUGCGGACACUCGACCUCUCCUACAAUAAGUUGCGGUCAAUACCACCGAUGAUCGCACACUUCCAACAACUCAAGAGCCUAUCGCUGGUCAGCAAUCGCUUGGUUUCGUUGCCGCCAGAGAUUUGCCAAUUGGCGCGACUGGAAGUGCUGUCACUCAGCGAUAACGCCAUCAAACAGUUGCCGCCAUCGAUGGCCAAACUGGUGAACCUGCGGUCAGUGAUGUUGGCCAACAACCAGUUGACUGCAUUUCCCACAGUCUUCGCGGGUCUCAAACAUCUAGAUUUCCUCGACUUAUCCCACAAUCAGAUCACUGAAGUGCCCGACGAAGUGAAGCACCUGUUUGUGUCGGAACUGAAUCUGAAUCAAAACCAGAUAUCAGUGCUCUCCGAGUCGGUGGCCGAGUGUCCCAAACUCAAGAUCUUAAGGCUGGACGAGAACUGUUUGCAAUUGUCGGCCAUAACCGAGAAUAUGCUGAAGAACACGAAGAUAUCGCUGUUGGCAGUGGACGGCAAUCUCUUUGAGUUGAAAGACAUUCACCACUUAAACGGUUACGAGUCUUAUAUGGAGAGGUAUACCGCGACUAAGAAGAAGAUCAUGUGA
Medioppia subpectinata is the source of this 720-nucleotide messenger RNA. Lineage: Eukaryota; Metazoa; Arthropoda; Arachnida; Sarcoptiformes; Oppiidae. The record is from the annotation of a GenBank genome assembly.